This is a messenger RNA of Protopterus annectens (West African lungfish), 4445 nucleotides long. RefSeq names its product melanoregulin (gene MREG). NCBI's taxonomy places the organism in Eukaryota, Metazoa, Chordata, Ceratodontiformes, Protopteridae. Bases 362 to 946 code for a protein of 194 amino acids. The record is from RefSeq and is a predicted model, not a curated record. The transcript has 5 exons. Gene Ontology annotation, cellular component: melanosome. Gene Ontology annotation, biological process: melanosome transport; melanocyte differentiation.
UACAUCUGCUGGAAUGAGCAUUUUUCAGUUUCUUAAGUGAAAAGCCAGUGAAGGGUACUUCCCCUUGAAGAAGCAGAAGCUAAACUACAGUAUAGGAGAAGCACGACGUACAGAAAGAUCCAAGAGCCCUAAUAGGAGUAAGGAAGGUAUUAGCUAGGGCAAGUCCAGUGACGUUUGGUUUUGUUGCAUUUUAUCGUUCGUCAGCGUGUCUGGAGCCUGGGAGACUACCCUGUUUAUACAAUCUUACAAUUGCAGACUUGAAGGAGGAUUUUGUGUAUGGCAAACCCGAGCCACUGAUUUUUUCCCUAGUGCUUUAUGACUCUAGCCUUCUGCCUCCCCAGUCUUCUGUUUCUGCAUAUCCAUGAGUUUUUCCGACUGGUUGUCAGGUGUCUGUUGCCUGAAGUGGAGGUGCUGCUGUGUGGCUAUUAAGCCUUACGAGAAACAGCCGCUUGUCAACGGUAACUGCAAUCAUGUGCUCUACACAGCUGGGAUAAAAGAUGAGAACAACAUUUGGAAUUUGGGCACCGACCCCUGUCGUGUGGAAACCUGCGAGGACAAAGAGCUGCAUAACCUGAUUUUAGCAAGAGAUCAGCUGGACAAAGAUACUGAGGAGUGGCAGAAAUUGAACUAUGACAUUCACAUGUUAAGGCAAGCCCGGAAAGAAGUAAGGAACAGAUGGAGAAAAGUGUUGGAAGCAUUAGGGUUUCAGAAAGAAGCUGAGUCCUUGCUGUCUGUUACCAAACUCAGUACCAUAUGUGAUGCAAAGAAUAUAAACAAAGCCCAUGAAUUCCUCCUGAAGCUGACUCUGGAAACUAGCAUUUUCCCCAGUAAUUACGAUCUGUUAGAAAGAUACCUCAUCGUUAUGGACCGUCUCAUCUCCUUGGAUGCUGCAGAUGAGUUCAUUACAAAAGCAAGCGAGAAGUACCCCAAAAAUAAUGAACACUGAAAUGAAGGUGCCAAGACAAUGCCAGAAGCUCAGGGCAAUCCCCUUCCUUUGCCAUUCAUGACAUUUUCAUGUGUUGUUGACUCCUAAACAAAUAAUUUAACCUGAACAGCAUUAGAAAAGAUAAAGAUCCUGACUUACAAGAAGUACUAAUUCAAACUCGGAAGUAUUUUGUGGUGUGUUCCACACACUGUAUGAAAGGGUGCGUAAAAUUUAGAAUUAGUAGACUAUAAAAAGCUGAUUUGCUGAUUCACUGGUGUUUUGCAGAAUAUACAUGUUUGGUGAUGGGACUGGGAUUUACUUCUCCUGUGUUGCCGAUAUCUCCAUAUACAUAUCACAUCAGCAUGGUAGCCUGAUAAAUGAGAUGUGAAACAUCAGCUACUAAAAUGGUGUAAAUUACAAAGUACAACCAUUCCACCAGCUCUUUUGGCAUAAUGGGAUAAAGCCCUGGCUUAUAAUCAAGGUGGCCUGAGUUGGAGUAGUGACUGUAGGCACCUGCUGGAGCUAGCACAGGGAAGAGGAAGUAGGAACAGAAGCCUGCUGUUCUCCUGCAGGGGAGAGGGUGUAGGAGCAUGCCGAGGGUAAGGCACUGAUAACAGUAGAGAUGCAGGUACUGUGCCAUUUUAUACCAGCAGAGUGGAGGUGUAGAGUGUUGAGGGAGUUAUCAGUACAGGGAGGCUGUUGUCUCACAAUACAGUAGCAUGCUUCCUCUCUGGUGUCAGCCCAGCACAUCACAUAGGGGCAGGGUUCCAAAAUGAAAUUAACCAAAGUCAGCUCACCCUCCGUAAACAUUUGUGGUGGGUCUGAUGAGUGUCAAUUCCACUCCCCAUCCCUUCAGUAUGACAGGGACUGGUGACUUUUGGUCUAGUGGGUGAAUAGCAAAUACUAGUGAAAAGGUGAGUAAAAGUAAAAAUGCAUUACAUAUCUCUCAGUCUUAUAAUGUAAGAAUAUGGACAAAGCCAAAAAUAAGGGGGGGACAAAGGCCCAUAAUCAGGGACAGAUUCUAAAUAUUGCUCGUAUAAACUUAUAAGGUUGCUAGAAUAACAGGUUUUGCAUUAGCAUUAAUUUUCUGAAGGAUAUAAAGUGUAAAUGUCUCUCAUUAUUUGGUGGCUUCAACACUUAGUGAUUUGCUAGUAAACUACAAAUGUUAUGAUGAACAGACAAAACUAUGAGGUAAAAAUAUGGACAAUCUGUGGAAUUCUGGACUUUUGAGAGGUAUGAUAUAGUAUGGAGGAGCAGGGCUUUAAGGAGAGUUGCAAAGAUGUAGAACAUCAAAGACCAACUUACAAGUAGAAGAGUAACCACUUCGUAAUCAGGUGUUUGGCUUCCUCUCCAUCUUUCAGUUCGGCAGUGAAAUGAAGACUGAGUUAAUGCAUUUUAUGGAUUGCAUUGAUGCUACAGCUGUACCAUUCCUCCCUGUGCAAUAAGAUCCUAGAUGACUGCAUUGUGUAUACAAGAUGAUUAAAAAUUUUGGUUAUCUUGAACUCAACAGGUCAUUCCUUGUGUAGAGAGAAAUCUAUAACAACCUUAUACAUUUAAGGUACUGUUAUUUACUAUAAUUUUAAUCAGUCUCUGCAGACUAUUUUGAAAGUAAAGAUGAGAAUUUCAGCAAUGAAAGUUAACUACAAAUAUUUUACUUUUGUCAAGUGUUCAUAUUAUCUUAUCAUAACUCAAUUAUUUUACUUGCACAUCUGCAUUUGAUCAAACCAUCUGCCACAGCAGUACACUGUUAUGUUAACUAGUGCGUUUCCACUCCUCUUGGUUUGAAGUUCUGUGACUACAUUUAUGGCAGUAAAAUAAUUUAGCUAAGAGCUAAGAAACAAUUUCAAUUCACUUGUCAUGAGAAAUCAUAGCCCACAUUCUUGAGCAGCAGCCAAAAGACGUCCUUCAAUGAAAAAAGUUUAAAAAAAAACACAAAAGGUAAUGAAAGCUCUGCAUGUGAUUCCCUUGAAGUAUCCAUGGAUGAAACUGUUCAUUUGUAAAGUAAUUUGGCUUGGUAUAUGUAUAUGGAUUUUGAUAACUAGAUCAAAUAAAGUAAAUGUUAUUGAUGCUAAAUAUAACGUUACCAUUGACAUGCUACUUGGCAUGAUCCGGGAUUAACAUUAGGGCAUACAAAUUAAGAACAUGCCCCCAUCUACCCUCGGCUAAAUAUUUAUUCCAACUCUUAAGAUCGCUUAAUUUCAAGCAAAGGGCAUAUUCCCCUACCCCAAUGUUCAUUAAUUUUAAAUAUCUGUUGACCAUCUGUUUUGUUGACCAAAGCAUGCUGGUAAAACAUAGGUCAACAUCGGAGAUGUUUGUUAUUUCUGACUUUUUUUUUUAAGCAGGCAUUGCAAAUGCUAUAUACAUCAUUAAUACUGAGGCCUUAUUUCUUCUGAAUGACUCAAAAAGAAUAAAAAGUACUAAUUAGAGAGGAUUAUUCUAAGAAAAUGAUUACAGUAAGUAAUUGCACAUAGUUUUUAAUAUUCUAUAUCAUCACAAAGCAGAUAAGGAACCACAAAUAAAAAGGAAAAUAAAUCUUCAAGUAUUCUGUCAGACUUUACUAAUUACCUUAAUGCACCAUGCUGCAUUUUUCUCCCAGUCUUUUCAGUUUUAUAUACACACAUUUUUUAAUUAAAAUGAUUCAUAAAAUAUGCUUUUCUUCAUGAUGACAUCACCAAAAGUUCAGUGAAAUUUACCCCCAGUGAUGUCAAAAUAGGGUUAAUGCUGGGGAAUGGAUUCAGCUUCACAGCUUAUGUGUUGGGUUCCAUUUAAGUCUAUGACACACACCCUUGUUUACCCCUUCAGUAAUUUCACCAAGGGGUAUAAUAGAAUUAUAUGGGCAUAUCAUUAAUAAAAAGUAUAUAAAGCUUUUUAAUAAGAAACUGCCCGUAUAAUACUGGCAUGAUCGUGUGGAAAAUACAUCAUUGUACUCUAGUUAAAAAGCACUGUAAUUUACUAACAAUGUGCAAUGGAAACACUUCAGAUGUGCUGCUUGAAGGCUGGUGUUCUCUUUGUAGUUUAUGCAAAGUAAACGGAGGCCAGCAGUUAAAUUUCUAUUAUGAGUGCACUCUAGUACAUGACAUCUGAAUGCAUUAACCUUCAUUUGCUAGUGCAUGUGAUGCAUUGUAAUUUCACUAUGUAAAAAUUUACCUAUACCAGAGUGCUACUGUGGUACCACAAUGACUUCUGCUGUAAUAGUUGACUGGCUCAAAAUUAAAGGAAAUUAUCUAUAUAAAAAUUCUUAGUAUAAAGAUCCCCAUUCAUUACAUGUAUUGUUAGAUAAAGCUAUAUGUAAAAAUGAAGAUAAUGUUUCUAACAACAUUCAGUGUUUUGUCUUGCCUAGAAAAUUCUUUAAGAAUGGAUUCUUAUGUGAAAUGAUAUGAAAAAUGUUCUGCCCAGUACAACAAAAAUGUAAUGUUUGUGUAAUGUUUAUGCAAGUCGUAUGUUUCUAUCAAAGUUGUUGUAAGAAUCUGUUCAAUUACUUUUUUUUUUAAACAAAACAAAUAAAGUACGUCUAAAUUCC